AUGUGGCUGAUUCUUAUACUUGUUGGUCUAUGCGUCUAUUUUAUCUAUGAUUUAAUUCAAUUUUGGAUAAUUAAGCCAUGGCAUGUACACAGAGCUUUAUCAUUGCAAGGUGUUCGUGGAAGACAUACACCGAUUGUAGGUGAUAUUCUUCGUAUUCGACAAGCCAUUCGUGCAGAAAAACCAUUAUCGUAUUCAAUUGACGCUAGCAAAGAAUUUGGCGACUAUUAUCGUAUGUCACUAGGUCCGAUUCCAGGUUUCAAUAUCAGUGAUCCAUCAUUGAUUGUUGGAGUAUUAAAAACUAAUGCUCAUUGUUACCGAAAGUCAAUUUUUAUGCAAUCAAUUAUUGGGACAUUGAUCGGUACUGAUAACCUUCUAAUAAGUGAGAAUGUUGUACAUGCUCAGUGUCGCCGAUUGCUAAGUCCUGUAUUUCAACAUCAAAAUCUCAAUUCAAUGAUUCCAAUGAUGAUCGAAAUAACAUCAAAUGUUCUCAAUAAAUGGGCACAAUGUAUCAAUAAAAAUGAAAACAGGAUGACCACCAUUGAUGUUCGUGAAGAGAUGUCACUUUUAACAUUGAGUAUGAUAUCUGGUUGUGUAUUUGGAAAAAAUAUUUCAAAAGAUAAAGAUAUACAUGAAAAAAUGUAUCGAAAUGUCACAGUCAUACUGAAUGAAAUCGAAAAACGCCUUUUUGAUAUGACUGCUAUUCUUCCAUUAAUUAAUCGUUUACCAUUUCCAAGCAAAUUGCGUAUUGACAAAUCGAUGCAAGAUCUUCGUACAAUUGUUGAAUCUAUCAUCGAUGAACGAAAGAAGGGCUUGACGAGAUCGACUGCAAAAGGACCUGAUUUACUCGAUCAAUUAUUGACAAGACAUGAUCAUGAUCAAACAAAUCAGGCCGCUGUUGAAAAAAUUUACGAAGAAGCAUUAACAUUCAUCAUUGCCGGUCAUGAGACUACAUCGAACUUAAUGGCAUGGACUUUGUACAAUUUAGCAUGUCAUCCUGAAGUUUAUCGCCAUUGUCAAAAUGAAAUUGAUUCAGUUUUAAAUAAUGAAGAUGCAAUAGAUUCGUCAACAAUUUCACUUCUCCAUUAUACGGAAGCAGUACUAAAAGAAUCAUUACGUCUUUAUCCAUCAAUACCUCUCUUACCUCGUACUGCAAUUAAAGACAAUACACUUGUAACAAAUGAUGGAAAACAUAUUCGAAUUAGCAAAGGCACUGAAGUUAUUGUUAAUUUGUAUAUGCUUCAUCAUUCAGAAAACUAUUGGCUAGAUCCAGAAAAAUUUGAUCCAUCUCGAUUUGAUCAACAUCAAGCAGACAAUUUUUUACCAUUUUCAAUCGGCUUUCGUUCUUGUAUUGGACAACAUUUCGCUAUGUUAGAAGCUAAAAUCAUGUUAUCCAUGAUUUUACGACGAUUUCAUAUCGAACUUGUACCUGGGCAAAAGCAUGUUCCAGAUAUUGCCAUCACAUUAAGACCUAAAUAUGCAAUGUGGAUUCGAGUAUCCCUACGGUAA
Rotaria sp. Silwood1 is the source of this 1506-nucleotide messenger RNA. NCBI's taxonomy places the organism in Eukaryota, Metazoa, Rotifera, Eurotatoria, Philodinida, Philodinidae. The record is from the annotation of a GenBank genome assembly.